Molecule: messenger RNA, 1264 nt
Organism: Brassica rapa (field mustard)
Lineage: Eukaryota; Viridiplantae; Streptophyta; Magnoliopsida; Brassicales; Brassicaceae
Product: transcription factor PAR1-like
Biological process (GO): regulation of DNA-templated transcription
Source: RefSeq, a predicted model, not a curated record
UCAUAAAAACAAAACCCAGUUUAGAUGUGAGCAUGAUCUACUUAAGUGAGUGCGUGGCCACUAUUGCCUAAACAAGUCGACAUGGCACGUGAAAAACCAAGUCUCUUUUUCAAGAUCCAAUUCUAUGUUACACAAGCAAGAAAUAAAAAGAAAUACACAACCCGUAACACGAGGAUAAUAUAAUAUAGAAAAACGUACAACUGGACCCAGCUUUGAUGGCAAUAUUAACAAUUUCUCAUUACUAAGUAUAGGUUUUUUUUAAUAAAUAAAAAAAAACAAAAAAAAAACUAAAUAUAGGGUUUUAGACAUCGUAUCUUUAGUCUAACCAUACUGAAAUUCGUUCCUAACCAACCAUUGCACUAAACUAUGCAAGAAAUGUAACUAGGAGGGUCAGAGACCAGACAAACCCAACACUAAACCGAGAGUAUUGUCUUUAUUCUCUAAUUAAACUCAGCUUGUUUAUUUACUUAAAAACAAAUCAGUUCAUUAUAAACCAAAGUACACUGUAUUGAACUGGAGACUGGCCUAUAAAAAUACAGUUGCCAUUUUGUCCACUAAAUCUAUACAUAUAUACACAUUCACACAUGCACUUUCCUUACUUCUUCAUUAUUCUCUCAAGCAUUUCACUCCUCUCUCUCUCUCUCUCACACACAAUGGAGAAAACUCUAGCAACUUCCGACAACACUAGAUCUAUUUCAGUGUUGCCCUCAGCCGCCGUAAAAUCACGCGCCGCUGGUUUCGAGCGCAGAACCAAGCGGAGAUUGUCGCAGACUAAGGCAAGCGUGUGUGUGUCCGGUGAAGAAGAAGAUGACGAAGAAGAGGUGAAGGAGAAGAUUGAGGCAUUACAGAGGAUUAUUCCUGGAGGAACGGCGCUUGGUGUGGACGCGCUCUUCGAAGAGACAGCUGGUUACAUAAUGUCUCUACAAUGUCAGAUCAAAACCAUUAAAGUCCUCACUUCAUUUAUCCAACGCUUAGAUAAACAAGAUAUGAAGUUCGGAGGUUGAAAGAUGAUGAUGGAUGACACCAAGAUUGUCCUUCGUUUCUUUAGAUUUUUAUUUUAAAAUUCAGUCAGUUUUUAUUUUAUUUUUAACUCUUCCUUACUCUUCCUUUUAAAUAUGGCUUUUUACCUUUGAUAAAUGGGGGAAAGAGAUCUCAGCAUUUUUUUCUUCGGAAUCUUUUUCUUUAGCAAGACUUAAAAUCUUUUAAUUUUAAAGUUGUGUUUUUUUUAUGAGAAGUGUUGAAUGCAAUAUAUUACAUGGUACUA